AUGUACGAAGGGAUUGACAACCUGAAAUCCCUUUACGACCGUGCCGGGAAGACUUUCUCCGGCGGUCCUUCUGCGGCACAGGAUGUGCCGCGUCGUACUGCUCGACCAGACCCAGUACGUCAAUCAUCAGUUGGGAGCGGGGCUCCCAAGAAUCCCAGGACGGGGGAUAGCUGCGCCACCGGACGAGAUAACUCGUCCGACGUCCGUUCACGUCGCGGGGGUUCAACAGCUGCUCAACUAGAUAGCGCUGGCCACCGCGAGAGUCCUCUAAUGGAGGUGGAGGAGGAGGAAAGACGCUCUCCACACGAUCAUGUGGAUCGGUGUGUUCCCGAGAGCUUCUUUGAUCGCGUAACGCAAGGGUACGCGGCGAUCUCGAACAUGAGCGGAAUAGGCGUCUCCAAAUGGCGGACACUGCCUCGAAGCAUCAAGCUGAGUUUGCCUUUUGCUCAGCUUGAGAACGAGAGAUCUCUGACAUCUCUUCGUGACGAGCUAAGGGUAGCUCGUGGGAUUGCUGAUCGGUCUCGGGAUGAGAUAGCUGCUCUUCAGACCCUUGUUGAUGCCCACCAUCGGGAGCACAAGGCUCUCUGCGAGAUGCUUGAGCGCAAGGGCGUUCUUCAUCGGAAGAAGCAGCGUACUGAUGGUACGGCUUAA
Molecule: messenger RNA, 651 nt
Organism: Peronospora matthiolae
Lineage: Eukaryota; Oomycota; Peronosporomycetes; Peronosporales; Peronosporaceae
Source: the annotation of a GenBank genome assembly